GUAUACGUCAUGAGUCACCAGCAGAGGUCACCAGUCACAGCCACAGCUCAGCUGAGCUGAGUUAGUAAAAUUUAUUUAGUGAUAUAUUCUUUAUCUAUGAUUUAGUGAUUCUUUGGUCUAAACAUAAAACCAAUAAAACUAAAAUUGGCAAAUCAAAUUUAAUAAUAUGGAAGUAAAACAAGAAUGUAGUGAGAAAACUUGUAAAAUAGAAACAGACACUUUUGAUAGUCCCUUGGAUACCUUCAAAAUUGAAAUUAAGGAAGAACCCAAGAAAGAAAGUGCAUAUGAGGCAUUUUAUCCUUUAGACGUAGAACAAGAUGAAUAUAAAUGUACACUAUUUGAAGAAGAGCAAACAACCAAUGAAGAAAGUUUUUCUCAUGACAAAGAUAGAAUGAAAAUCAUGGAAAUGUUCCAUUCAUCUCAUAAAGGGAAAGAUAGAGGUCAACACGCUAAAGAAAAAAUAUUAAAUAUUAAUAUGACAGUUGAAAACAAAAUUGGACAAAGACCUAACAAGUGUGAAACUUGUUUAAAGCAGUUUACUACAACAAUUCAGUUAAAAACACAUUUGAGAACGCACACUGGAGAAAAACCUCACAAGUGUGAAAUUUGUUUUAAGCAGUUUAUUGAUAAAAGUAGGUUAAAAAUACAUUUGAGGAUGCACACUGAAGAAAAACCUCACAAGUGUGAAAUUUGUUUUAAGCAGUUUAUUGAUAAAAGUAGGUUAAAAAUACAUUUGAGGAUGCACACUGAAGAAAAACAUCACAAGUGUGAAAUUUGUUUUAAGCAGUUUACUGAUCAAAGUAAUUUAAAAAAACAUUUGAGAACGCAUACUGGAGAAAAACCUCACACGUGUGAAACUUGUUUAAAGCAGUUUAGUGAUCAAAGUAAUUUAAAAACACAUUUGAGAACACAUACCGGAGAAAAACCUCACAAGUGUGAAAUUUGUUUUAAGAAAUUUACUAGAUCAGGAAGUUUGAAAAAGCAUUUGAAACUGCACUCUGGAGAAAUGCCUCACAAGUGCGAACUGUGUUUUAAGCAAUUUAAUCAAGUAACUAAUUUGAAAGCACAUUUGAAAGUGCACACUGGGGAAAAGCCUUACAAGUGCGAAAUUUGUUUUAAGCAAUUUAUUCAACUAAGUAAUUUGAAAACACAUUUGAGAGUACACACUGGAGAAAAACCUCACACGUGUGAAAUUUGUUUUAAGCAGUUUACUACAAAAGAUCAGUUAAACUUACAUUUGAGAAUACACACUGGAGAAAAACCUUAUAAGUGUGAAAUUUGUUUCAAGCUAUUUACUUCUAAAAGUAAUUUAAUUAUACAUUUCAGAAUGCACACUGGAGAAAAACCUCAUAAGUGUAAAAUUUGUUUAAAGCAGUUUACUACAACAACUCACUUAAGAAGUCAUUCGAUAAUACACAGUUUAGAAAAAGAGUGCGACCCUUGUUUUACCAAGUUUACUACACCAACUCAUUUGAAAAGCCAUAUAAGAUUGCACACUGGAGAAAAACCUUACAACUGCGAAAUUUGUUUUAAGCAGUUUACUCAAAGAAACGAUUUGAAAGAGCAUGCGAGUGUACAUACUGAAGAAAAGCCUUACAACUGCGAAAUUUGUUUUAAGCAGUUUAUUCGACGAAACGAUUUGAACGUGCAUGCGAAUGUGCACACUGGUGAAAAGCCCUACAAAUGCGAAAUUUGUUCUAAGCAUUUUACUCGAAGACACGAUUUGAAAGUGCAUGGGAGUGUGCAUACUGGAGAAAAGCCAUACAAGUGCGAAAUUUGUUUUAAGCAAUUUAGUCGUAAAUACAAUUUGAAAGUGCAUGCGACUAUGCACACUGGAUAAUAGCGUUACAAGUGCAACAUGUGUUUUAAGCAGUUCACAGAUAAAAGUACUUUUCGUAAGUUUCGUAGUCACCAGUGCCUAUAAUUUCUACAAUUUUUCAAGACGUUGUUAUUUGUUUGACAACUGUUAAAAGUACUUUAAAAACACAGUUUAGAACGCACACUUGAUAAAAACUUAAGAUGUGUGAAAUUUGUUUUAAACAGUUUUUUCAUGUGCCCGUCUGAUCGAAAUCAGAUCCAGAUCUCCAUGGUGAUUGUUGAAGUUGAAGCUUAUUGUGUUUGCAGCCGAUCGGUGUUUCCUACAUCCAGUGUAGAAUUUGUGGACUAUGUACGUUUCUACAGUUCUUUUGUUUGCAAAAUAUAUCAGGGUCUCCUCUUAGUUGUCCGUAUUGUUUUUGUCCUUUGAAGUCCAGUGCCUCACAAUCAUAUAAUAAAUAUUUGUCUGCAUGCCCACUUAAAAUUCCUGUUACUGUUCUCAGGUGAUUCCAAUUCCUCUGUUCUUGUUGUACAUGAUCGAACAAUGAAGAUUUUCCCAUGUGUUUAUUUUGGGAUUCUCUCCUAAUAUCGCUCAUGACUUUCUCGAAUCCAGUCCUCUGCAACCCUACGUAUUGCAGCAUUUAGUGCUUACAGCCACGGCCACAGUUGGUCAGUUUCGUUCGUUUGAUCCUCUUUUAGCACGUUGAUGUUUUUUCUUUGUCUUUGAUGCCGUGGUACUUAGACAGUCUCUCCAUUUUUCCGGUCUUCCAGUUAAUUCAGUUCUCUGAGUGAUACAGUCCCACGAUAGUCUGGACAUCAAUUCCUGAUAAACCAGUGCUAGAAAACGAUAUAAUUCCUUUCUAAGACAAAGCAUUUACUAAUUCUUGGAUUUUUGGAGUAUAUUACCGUCCUCACAUCCUUUCUAAUCUUGGAUCCGUCUAUACUAUAACAUCUGGAUACUUUACUUCUUCCCUUAUCUGAAUUUUCUAUCGCUACAGCUUUCAUCAUCAUCAAUCAGCCAAUCGCGUCCACUGCUGGACAUAGGCCUCCCUCAGUUCUUUCCAGUGUUCUCUAAACUGGGCCGCUUGUAGCCAGUUUCCCGCUACACGUUUUAUGUUAUCGGUCCAUCUAGUCGGUGGUCGUCCUUGGCUUCUUUUAUAAUUUCUGGGCCUCCAUUCCUUAAUACGUCUUGUCCACCGUCCAUCUUGUGUUCUGGCUAAGUGCCCUGCCCAGUUCCACUUAAGCUUCGUGGUUCUUUCGAUGACGUCUUGAACUCCUGAUCUUUGCCUGAUUUGUUGGUUUGUUAUGUGGUCCCGAAGGCUCACGUUCAGCAUUGCACGUUCCAUGGCUCGUUGUGUUGAGUUUAUUCGCAGAUUUUUACGUGAGUGUUAAAGUCUCUGCUCCAUAAGUUUGUACAGGCAAAACAAAUUGGUUAUAAACCUUUCGCUUGAGACACAUGGGAAUUGAACUUUUUAGAAUAUGGCUUAAUUUGCAAAAUGCUGCCCAUGUUAGGCCUAUUCGCCUCUGUAUUUCAUGUGUUUGAUUGUCUCUGCUUAUUUUGAUUUCGUGUCCCAGAUAUUUGUGUUUGCUUGUUGUAUGGUAUUAUUGUCAAUAGUUAUAUCUCCACCUGCUUUUAUUGCCUCGAUAACGAGUCCAUCAUCACCAGGCGAUCGAUGGUUCUUCAUUUUCUUUAAAGCUGCUCUUACUUCUGACACAGUAAUGGGUAAAAGUAUUUCCGAUCCCUGAUUUAUGAGAGUCUUUACUCGUGUCGGGAAAUUGUCUUGUGGUCUUUGGCUGGUAUAGAGGUCUUUAUAAAACUCUCUGGUUAUUUUCAGAAUGUUUUGUUUAUCUGUUGUUGCCUUUUCGUCUUUAUCUCUCAGCUUGUAUAUUUAUUUUUUACAUUGUGUGGGUUUUCUUUUCAUAAUCUUUAAACCUUUGUUCUCUUCUACUGUUUGAGUAAUCACAUUAUUAUUAUAUCUUCUUACAUCUUUUCUAAUUUCCGCUGAAAUUCUUUUAUUUAGUUUUUUAUAUUCUUCUUUGUUUCCCUUUUCGUUCUCGCUUAGGUUUCGUCGUAUUUCCAUGAGAGUGUUUGUAUCUUUGCUAAUCUUUGCACUUGUGGUGUCAUUUUUCUUGCAAAAUUUGAGUUGUGCGUUUCUAACCGAGUCUGUUAUUAAUAUAUUGUGAUCGUCGAUACUUAGAGGUUUAGGAUUAUUACUCUGUAAGGUUUCGGCUAUAUUUUUUAUGUAUACUUCUGGAUGAUUUGGUGAUUUUUUAUUUGGUGUGAAAUACAGCUUUAGGUGACCUUAUCUCUCCAAAUCAAAAGCAGUAGUGACAGAACUCCCUUCUGUGGGCAACCUCUGUCGACCCAGGUCAACUUGGUCUUUUCAAGGGGCUUUUUAUUUAAGACUUUGUAUUGGUAUACUGACCCGUAUCAUAUAGAAGUGAUAUCAUUCGAGUGAGUCAUUGAGGGGUGAGUGGUUGUGCUUUAUCCUUUGAGGUCUAGCACACGCAUGAGUGCUUUCAAUUUCCUCACAGUUCUUCCUUCAUGUGGCUCACUUGGCUCUUCUUAUAACUGUGUAGUAACCGUCCGUGUGGUUCUGUAUUCUUCGUACUCUCUGGUUACUUUGGCUUUGUUGAAUAGCUUUCUCGUCAUUUUUCUCAACACAGACAGUUCUUUAUUCCAGUAUGGCGUAUCCUUGCUAAAACUUCCCUCAGUGAUAGAGCACAAAUGCCGCAAUGUCAGCGUUAUUUUACUGCCAUUUCUAAGUAAUUUAUCGUUCUCACUCUCGAUAGAUGCUGAUCUAGAAAUUUUUAUAAACCUCUCAGUUGCUUGAACGUGGGUUCCGAAAGUAACUUUUGCUGCUUUCCCCUUUAAGGUGCAUCUUACAUGUCAUGUUUUGAGCAGCUUUUCUCCUGAGACACACGCCAUUCUAACAUGAAAUUACUCAAGAAAUUUCAGGCUAUUGUAAUGUCUAUUACUUUUAGUUAUGAAAGUCGCUUUUAUGCCUACAUUUAAUAUGUCUCAAUUAUUUGUUACGAUAAAUUGCAUUAAUGAUUUAACUCUAUUGUUAAUGUCCAUGAUUCUCCACGGUUUGUGCAGUGCAUGGCGUCGUAGCCCAUGGGCAACUGUAUCCUCUAUUCCUGCAUUGACUUACCGGCUCUUCCACUUCAUUGGUCGUUUUGGAGAAAUUUGUGGUCCUGGACAUCGGAAUAUUGGUUCUGUGUCUAGGAACGAACCUAUCGGCUCUUAACAACGGAAAACCAUCCUUUGUUAGAGGGGAAAGACGGACUCAUAUAGAAGUCACGCUAGCUACGGCGACCAUGAGGAGGAAAACGGCUGAAUGUGAUGUACUGGAAGGGGAAAUAUUUACCCAUCGUAUAGACACAUCCCAUUCAAGAUAAGAGAGAAACGCCUGAAGCUGACUUCUCUACAGAGGAGCUGAUUGAGGUGGGAAAGCACUAAAGGCCGGGAGAGCACACGAACUCGACAGAGUUUUACUAGAAAUUGUAAAGAUAAUCAUAGAGAAAAAAGUACCCUGGGUGGAAGAAAUCAUGAAUGACCUCCUAAGAAAGCAAAAAUUUGAAAUACUUAAAGACGAGACUAGAAAAAGAAAUCACAUGGGUUUAGAAAAGGAAAAUCUGCAGUAGACGCAGUUAGUCGGUUCACGAAAUUAAUUGCCACAUGUACGAGCAAGUGGUUGGUGGCUUUCUUUCUGGGCAUAAAAAAUGCCUUCAACUGCGCGAGCUGGAGAGUAAUAACUGAAAUACUGUAGGAAUUGGAAGUAUCCCUAUACCUACAGGUGAAGGAAUACAACAGGUAUUCCUUCACUGUCUCGGUCCUAGGACCAUUGCUCUGUAGACAGAUUGACGAAUAUUCCUCAAGUAGACAGAUUAACAUAGGGAGGAUAGAUAUUAUGCAGACAUUCGAAGGAACACAACAGGUCUCGGUCCUAGGACCAUUGCUCUGGAACAUCAUUUACAGUAAUAUAUUGGAGAAGAUUUAGGAGAAGGGACACAUGCUGUAUCUUGCGGAUAACCUCGUUUUAAUAGAGCACAAUGAAAAUGGGAUUAUUAUUAAUUCAGCCAAUAUUGCACUGAAAAGGUUGAAGACGUGGUUGAAAGACCGAGAGUUGACACUCGCUACGCAAAAAACGCAAUCUCUGAUUCUAAAAUGACAUAGAGAACCAGAGGUCACAUCCCCUUUACCCUCGAUGGAUAAUGAAUAAUGCCAUUGACAAAGCAACAGCUUGGCAAUAAUUAGGCCAAAUAUAGGAGACCUAGGUACGGGAAAAAUAAGGAUUCUGAUGGAACUGAUACAUUCCACAAUUCUAUAUGCGGCACCAGUGUGGCAUCAAGUAACUAACACACAAAAGUACAAACAAAUUUUAGAGAAGGUCCUAAGAAAAACCGUAUUAAGGGUCUUAUGCGCCUAUCUCUACAAUAGACCUACAAGUUAAUGGCAGGAAGAGUGGGUAAACGCGAGAAGGGUUGCACGGACAAGAACUCUGAUCCUGGUUGUGGUGGAUUGGGUGGAAUGCAAAUAUAAAAGCAUGAACUACUUCUUCGCGCAAUUUUUUACGGAAUAAACCGGUUAUUUAGAGCAUACCUUGAGAGGAUAGGCAAGGCAAUAGAUGCUAUCUGUGUGGCUUAUUCCGCUGUCCACUCCUUCAUUCCGCUUAUGGGCUGCGGAAUAGGCCAUACAGAAGAACACUGUCUGUUCGAAUGCAGUAAGUUCAAUGACUAAAGAGCAGAGCUAUGUGCAAGCUAUAGUAUUUUAGGAGCUCACAAUUUUAUGACCGUAUAAAGAAGGGUAAAAUGAGUUUAAAGAAGUGCUGGAGGCGACAAAAAGCAUAGGAAGAAGAGAUUUUAGAUAGAGAAAGAUAAUAAGGCUAAACAUAAGCAACAGAGAGAAAAAGAAAAGGAGAAGAAAAAGGGUGGCUGCGUGCGCGAGAGAAAGGUCUGGAAACACGCGCCUAAGCCGAGAGUGGUUUUAGUUGGUAGGCGUUGUACCAUGGAUACAUCGGAGGACAAGACCCCAAAAAAGGGGAAUUGCAUUUGGAUGUACUGCGACUAUUCUGAAUCUAACUUACACAAAAACACUUUGACGCUGCAUACCUAUAAUUUGAUACAACGUACAAUAAUGCACACUGGACUAAAAGCUUAAAUUAUUUUUGUCCACGUUUUAUUUCUGAGUUCCAUUGUUACUUCGUUCAUCUGACCUCACUUUACAUCACUCCUUAAUUUUAUUGAUUGUUUAAGCGUAUCUCACUUCUUUUUCUCUCUGAAAAAAAUUCCAUUUUAACUGUGAUGGACUGCUGGAGAAAAAGAUUAACUUCCAAUCAACUUGUCGAAAAGCUGCUUUUUAUCACUGGCACAAUAUUAAUUGAAAUUAUUUCAAUUUUUUUACUUCGUACUUGUUUCCUUAGCUUUUUUUGGAGACACGGCAACAUCGCAAUAUGCCUGCACAGAAUCCUCUUAAUGACCUUGUUUGGAUUUAGUUGUGUAUAUAUUUAGUUCUUUCUUUACAACACUGAGAUUCUAUAAUAAUAUAACUUUCUAAAUUCUAGAUAUUUAGACCUUACGCACUUCCACACUGCCAAUAUUUUCAACGAAUAGAGGAAAUAAUUAAAAAAAAAACAAUUUGGUGGCUUCAGUUCACUAGAUAAUGUUACUACUAAUUUUCUACAAUAUCUACGGAAAAAUAAAAAUCUUCAGUCGUCCAACUAUACUUAGUGAUGGGCUUUUUCUCUUUAUUUUCUAUCGUUGGUAGGUACUUACUCUCUUAUUUGAUUUAUCGUAAGGGAUAUUGCUUUUUUUAUUAUUAUUGCUACUUUUUUGAUUGUUUGUGGUAGAUGUACUUCACAACUCUUAAUCUCAGAAGCAAUCAGUAUCUGACAGAUGUUCAAAAACGACUUUUACAUCAGAUCGGAAGCUACUUUUGUAUAAUAUCCUCCUCCUAAGUGCCUUCUCUAUUGAGGUUGGCGAUCAAUAUGGCAAAUUUCUCUCUGUUCUGGGCUUGAUGGAUUAAGUCAUUUCCUGUUGUGUCAGUCCAAUCUCUGAUGUUUCGGAGUAUCUUGUAUAAUAUAAUAUAAUAUAAUAUAAUAUAAUAUAAUAUAAUAUAAUAGAUGUAAUGUAAUUAUAUAUUAAUAAAUAAAUGUAUAAAUUAUU
Messenger RNA from Diabrotica balteata, 7983 nucleotides. NCBI's taxonomy places the organism in Eukaryota, Metazoa, Arthropoda, Insecta, Coleoptera, Chrysomelidae. The record is from the annotation of a GenBank genome assembly.